Messenger RNA from Lates calcarifer (barramundi perch), 4238 nucleotides. RefSeq lists its product as uncharacterized. Bases 2152 to 3300 code for a protein of 382 amino acids. The transcript is spliced from 5 exons. Gene Ontology annotation, biological process: response to bacterium. NCBI's taxonomy places the organism in Eukaryota, Metazoa, Chordata, Actinopteri, Centropomidae. The record is from RefSeq and is a predicted model, not a curated record.
GUAAGAUGACAUUUUUUUUUUUCUCUGAGGUGCAACAUUUAGAAAAAGAUCUUGAGAUAAGCAUCUGUUCAUAACUUCCUUUUGGUAAGAUGUGCUUAACUGAUUUUUGUCUGAGUGAUUAGAAAACGUGCUUGGUGUUUUUUUCUUGAUCAAAUUGAAGAUUUCACUAUUGUUGACUCUUUUUUAGUUGACAAAAGUCAUCAUGGAGCCAGUUACGAUUCACAUUAGAUUCUCACACCGCUGUUUGUUUGACUAGCCAAGGCGUACUAACUUCAUGUAGACAGCAGUGCGCCAUGUUACAGUCAUUUGGCUGGCUAAUUUUUGCAAUGUGCCUUAGACUUCCACAUGUAUUGGCUUAAGCAGCAUCUGCCACCAACUACCACCUAUUUUACGAUUAAUGGCAAACCCGCUCUACCAACUGAUCAACAGCCACCCCAAACUGAGAGAUUUUCCCCCUGUAAAAAACACAUCGCUUACACACAGCUUAUUACGACCCAGUGGUACAUUUUAUAGCAUAGUGACCCAAAACUACAUGUCUGUGUUCAAAUGACAAAGACCUCUUCAGUCCUGUGAUAAAGUGGGUGUGCCUCACCUCUUGCCCAAUGCAAGCUGAGAUUGGUUCCUCCCCCCGUGACCCCUAAGGAUAUGCGGUAUACAUCAUGGAUGGACAGAUGACAAAGACCUCUGGUGGCUGUAGUAAUUAUGACAUGAGCAAAGGAGGAAGUUGGGUGACAUCAAGACCAGUUUGGGGUGGAUGGAUGGAUUGACAAAGUAUUUAUCACCCUUACCAUGUGUCUAUUAUUAUAACCAUUGUGAAUCGAUAGAACUGGAUGUUUCAUUUGCUUUGUGUAAGAUCACAAUUUCCUCUGAGGUGUAACAUGUUGAAGUAGGUCUUGAGAUAAACAUCUGUUCAUACCUUCCUUGUGGUGAAAUGUGCAAACCCAUUUUUGUCUCUGUGUGGUUUAAAGGAUGUGUCUGGUGUACCUUGCAGACGUCCUCUAACCCCUGUGAGGUACUUUUUUUUAAAAAACCAAAAUCUAGAUCUUUCCCUAAACCUAACAUAGUAGUUUUUGUACCUGAACCUAACCAAACUUUUACCAUAGCACUGCCACAUCAUAAAAGGCUUAUUUACUUUGUAACAGCAGAGUAAUGUUUCUGUCAGCUGUGUGCACUUAACAUUUUGGGGGCAUCAUUUAGACAUCAUCUCUGGAGAAGAGGGAGGCCUCUCCACAAGGCGCUGCCUCACAGGAGCUGCAGGAAAAACUUGUGGAGAACAGGGAGGUUUCUCCAAAGAUCUCUCUGGACAAGAACAACAUGCUGUGACAGAGGGCACAGCCAUGUACACACUGGAGAUAAAAGUGAAUGUCUCAAUAAAUGAGGAAGUGGAGGCAUCUGAGACAGAAAAAUAGAGUGCAUGUUUCUACUGGGCUCUAAUGUUUUCUAAGUGCAUGUCACUUUCAUUUGCAGUGCCAGUACUUUUACAUGGCUCACACACACACACACACACACACACAAUGAAAAAAAUGGCAAUUAAAAAUUAUAUUGCAGGAAAAGGUCAAAUCAAUCUCCAGCUUGUUGUGGACAUGAUGAACAAUUCCUCAUGAUGUAAUAUACUGCUGCUCUAUAUAUAUUAUACACUGCUGCCCAUAAAGUUGAACUUUUUAUUCCUAUUUAUACACAUCAGUAAUCACCUUUUACCAGGUGCAAUGAUUACAUACUGAGUCCCAAUUACCAAUUUUGUUUUGAGAAGAUAUACACUGUAUCUAUCAAGAAUAAAUCACAUUGUCACAAUCAUUUCAUGAGGUAAAACAUAUUUUAUUCCAACUUUAUGGGAAACAGUAUAUAAAUGUUUCCAUUUUUCCAUUGUAACUUUCUAUCAUGUCUCUAUCGUGUUCUUCCCAAAUUUAGUCUCAUUUAAUGACGUUUGUUGUUGGUGCGAGGCAGUAAUUAUCUGUUUAAAAGGACUUAUAACGAUCAAGUUUAAUUUUUGAUCUCAUUUCUUUUUGAUGCAACACAAGUUAUACACUGAUUUCUAAGUGCUUCAAAAUCUAACGCUAACAUGAGAAACCAUUGUGUUCUUCAUGUACCUCUCACCUCGUGAUUCUGCUCAAGGAACCAAAUUACACUGUAGGUGGCAGUGAACUUGUGAUCAUGUUUCCUAUAUGUCACUUCAGACUGGCCAAUCACACACAGUCUUGUCACUCAAAAGAAGGGAAAAGAACAAGAUUCUCUGCACUCAAUUUCAGCACAAUGACAUCUGCACAGUUUGUCCUCUAUCUGACAUGUUUGUUCUUGGGGAGAAUGGGUCAGGUGACUAAUCAGAAAUUCUCUGUUCAUCAAGACACACGUUUUGUAUCAGCUAAUGUGGGUGAAAGCUUGACUUUACGAUGUUUCUAUGAAGGGGAUGAUGUAACAAGGCUUUACUGGUACAAACAAAUUCUGGGACAGAAACCAAGGCUCAUCUCAACCCUGUAUGUCUUUAAUAGAAAGGGAAGUUUUCAUGAUGAAUUCAAGAACAAUCCACGCUUCACACUGGAUACUGGAAAAAGUAAAAAUAACUUGAAGAUAACAGAUCUGCAUAUUUCAGACUCAGCUACGUACUACUGUGCAACAAGGCUUUCAUUAAUUAUCGAAUUUGCAGAAGGAACUAUUGUCAAUGUAAAGGAUUCAGAUUUGAACAUCCAGGCUUGGGUCCAUCAGUCAGAAUCUGAGACCAUCCAGUCAGGAGGCUCUGUGACUCUCAACUGUAUAGUACACACUGGGACCUGUGAUGGAGAACACAGUGUUUACUGGUUCAAAAGCUCUGAAGAAUCUCAUCCAGGACUCAUUUACACCCAUGGAGACAGGAAUGAUCAGUGUGAGAGGAAACCCAACACACAAACACAAACCUGUGUCUACAACUUGCCAAUGAAGAACCUGAGUCUUUCUCAUGCUGGGACCUACUACUGUGCUGUUGCCUCAUGUGGACACAUACUGUUUGGAAAUGGGACUAAGCUGGAUAUUGAGGGUGAGAUGGACUCUCUUGUCUUGGUGUAUGUCUUGAGUGGAGCUCUGACAGUCACCACCAUCCUGGUUAUUUUACUGGCUCUCUUAAUUUACAAGAUGAACAAAACACACAGCUUGAAAUCGGGGACAGAGUCGCAAGCAAGAUCUUUAUUCCCCUCCACAGCAGAAGCAGAGGGUUACCAAGACGCACACAACCUCCAUUAUGCUGCUUUAAGUAUUGACCUGCCCAACAGAUCAAGAAGACAGAGGAACAACACCAAAGAUGAAUGUGUGUACUCCAGUGUUAGGCAGUAGAAUGUUACCUUUUUACUUUGUGAAUAAGAUGGCACAUUCUUGGAAUCUCUUUCAGUGUGCAAUGUACAUUUAUAUGUAGAUCUUAAAAUAAAUAAUAUUAAUAUUAUAUCUUAAUAUUUUUGCUGUGUAGAGUUUCAAAUAUAGAUAUGUGUCCAAGAGCAGCUGAUGAAAGAAAAAAAUAAUAUGGACUCAAAAAUGCCAUCUACUUUUUGUCUCUGGGAAUGUCAGUAUAAAAUUUAAGCCAAGCAGUUUCUAUCACAUCACACUGAUGAUCACAGCCACAUGUCUACCUGUAUCAAAAAUAAAAAUGCCAGACUUGAGAUGAAAGACAGAAGACGUUGUGUUCAGUUCCCCAGUGUUUUGGAUGGAGACACUGGGGGAGAACAGUUGCAAACACAUGAUCCUGAGAGUUAUUAGUGGACACAAUUCUUCUGUGUGAAAUGUUUUCAACAUGACGGCAUCCAACACUGAUUUACACUGCAAUAGUGAUAUUGUAGAAUACUUAAGAAGUGACAAAUUUGAUGUGCAUGUGAACAUGGAGGUUUUUGUGGAUCUUUUGCGACAGUCUGGUUCUGACAGUGCACAUCAUUCGUCCAAUGAAAGAUCACAGGUAUAACAGAUACCUGCUGCUUUCAGAUGGCUGUAAAGAGAGUCACCAGUGUCUAUUUUGUAUGUGUGUGUCUAUGUGACCAAAAUAUUAUGGAACAAAAAUGCACUGAGCAGGUAGUGGAUCAUGACAGGCACACUCUCUCUCGGCACCAGGAUUUCCUCACACUGUGCCACAUGGUGAGUAAUUGUAGUCGAAGAAAUAACCUCAGUACUCCACAGAAAAUACAAGUUCACUGGUGUAGUGCUGUGAGAACCAUGACAGAAACAAAUGGUAUUUGGUCUUCUAUGUGCACUGUGUGUCAAAUAAUAAAGCAGAUCUAGUCAUUGAA